Molecule: messenger RNA, 1417 nt
Organism: Scaptodrosophila lebanonensis
Lineage: Eukaryota; Metazoa; Arthropoda; Insecta; Diptera; Drosophilidae
Gene: Scsalpha2
Product: succinate--CoA ligase [ADP/GDP-forming] subunit alpha, mitochondrial
Exons: 1
Coding region: 215-1252 (345 amino acids)
Biological process (GO): tricarboxylic acid cycle
Cellular component (GO): mitochondrion; succinate-CoA ligase complex (ADP-forming)
Molecular function (GO): succinate-CoA ligase (ADP-forming) activity; succinate-CoA ligase (GDP-forming) activity
Source: RefSeq, a predicted model, not a curated record
GGUUCAAGUUUCCACUUUUGGUUUCCAAAUUUUUGCAACACGUUCGCUUCGGUAGUCCAAAAAUUUCUGUUACGUUGUCAUAUUGAAUAGAAAAAGGAAAUUAUAGAAGCAGCAGUUGCUGCAGGACCUCCUCCGCCCUAGCUCCCUCCCUCCCAUCCACAUUUCAACCACAUUUCAACAUUUCCACAGCUACUUGGAUAGUCUUACAAGUAGAAUGUCUAUGCAAGCCUUCCAUCAGAGUCUGAAGGUGCCGCUGCGCCUGGUCAACUUCUGUCGACCUUUGCUGUGGCGCGGCAAGGCCGACUAUGCCAAGACCAUUGGGAAUCUGAAAAUUAAGAAGGAGACUAAGGUGCUGGUGCAGGGAUUCACCGGCAAGCAGGCCACAUUUCACUCGAAGGAGGCGAUAGCGUACGGCACCAAUAUUGUGGGUGGUGUCUCGCCCAAGAAGGGCGGCGAGAAGCAUCUGGAUAAGCCGGUGUUCAAGAAUGUCAAAGAGGCCACAAAGGAACUGAAACCGGACGCCACAGUCAUCUUCAUACCGGCGAGCAAUGCGGGCCAAGGCAUUUGUGCGGCCAUUGAGAACGAGAUCGGCCUGAUUGUGGCCAUCACGGAAGGUAUUCCACAGCUGGACAUGGUCCGCAUAUUGCAAAUGCUGCACUGCCAGGAAAAGUCACGUCUCCUGGGUCCCAAUUGUCCAGGCAUCAUUGCGCCGGAGCAGUGUAAGAUUGGCAUCAUGCCGGGCAACAUUCACAAAAAGGGCGUGGUGGGCAUUGUCUCGCGCUCGGGCACCCUUACCUACGAGGCGGUGCAGCAGACCACAAAAGUGGGUCUCGGCCAGACCCUGUGCAUCGGCUGUGGUGGCGACCCCUUCAACGGCACCAACUUCAUUGACGGCCUCAGCAUCUUUCUGAAGGACAACGACACCAAAGGCAUCAUUUUAAUUGGAGAAAUUGGCGGCACAUCCGAGGAGGAGGCAGCCGACUAUUUGAUAGCCCACAACACCGGAUGCAACGCCAAGCCGGUGGUGGCCUUCAUUGCCGGCCAAACAGCCCCACCAGGACGUCGCAUGGGACAUGCUGGUGCCAUUAUAGCGUCCGGGAAGGGCAAGGCCAGCGACAAGGUGACGGCUCUGAAAAAGGCGGGCGCCCUCGUUGCCAAAAAUCCCACCCAAAUGGGCAAGAUGCUGUACGACGAAAUGCUGCGCCUCAAGCUCGUCCAGCCGGGCCAGUCGGAGCAGAAGAACAAGAAGUAGUGAGCAUACAGAGCCAGAUACGAAUUGAGAUUGACAAGCAGGAGAGACCAAUUGAUAUUUGAGUGCCACACCCAGCCGUUCUUUACACGUGUUCUUUACAAUCUUCUAGCUCUUCACAUUUCUACCGUCCACCAGACAGUUAAUAAAUGCUAGAAUUUACGUAAA